AUGUACCCCCUCAACUUUCGCUCCCUCGAGCAUGCUGCAGCACAACUUAUCACAGCUUACGAGACACUCUACAACGCCAGUACCAGUCAAUCCUCCGACCAACCUAAUCUACAUUCUAGUCUGAACUCAAUAUCAACUCCGCGAAAUUUAAUCAGACCUACUCCUCUUCGCCUUACCGCACUUCCACUUAAGGAGGAGCUCCCUCUUGAUCUAUCUGCUCAAAAUCGCCAAACUGUCAUACAUGAUGGCGGCCAAUCUCAGAGGACAAGCAGUGACUCGCAGCCUCUUUUGCCGACUCGCAUUGAUGGAAAAAUGAACGCCGAGUGGAUUGCACUCAAGCUCGCUGCAUCUGCUGGCAGCAACAGAAUGUCGUAUCCUAGAGAAUUCAAGCUGAUGGUCAUCGACUACUACCAAAGGAACGGUCAAAACAAGUACCGCACUUGUAAGGAAUUUCAAAUCACCAAGUCUAUGCUGAAUGGAUGGCUAUCGAAGAUUGAGAAGAUACGCGAGUCAAGACCAGGGUCGCUGAAAUCAGGCAGAAGUGGACGAAGGCCCCAGUUUCCCGACAUUGAAAAGCAAUUAUUCGCAUUGUAUUGUCAACGUGUAGAAAACGGUAGCAAAGUAGGCAACCGCUGGUUGAGGGAGAGAGCUCGCGAGCUGGCUGGGGAUGUCAACGUAGCAUGCCAAUUCUCGGAGCGAUGGCUGAGCAACUUCAAGAAACGCUUUCACAUAAAUCUUCAACGCGAAAGUGACUCUUCCACAGAUUCGCACUCGAUUCAUUCCACGUCAAGCGAUAAACACGCUUACUCGGACGCUGAAACUGAUUCAUUCAACGAUUCCACUGAGCAGGACGUUGAGAUACGCAAUGAGGUCGUCGCUGAGAUUGUAAACCAACCUGGACAGCUUCCUAUUCAGGCAUUCUAUGAGAAAUUCCCUUGGUUAUGCAAAAAGGGUGUUCAAGUCGAAGCAGGAAGACGUGGACGAAAAGUGCAAUUUCCAGAUGUUGAGCGAGUACUGUAUGAACGUCUCUUGGAGAAGCAGAAGACCGGAGAACGAAUUUCGAAUCGUUGGCUUCAAGAUCAGGCACGAGAUUUGGCGGCAGAGCUCUGCCCUGGAAUUCUGGAAGAAGCCGUGAAGUCUUCACGAUGUCUCUUCUCCGAACACUGGCUCCACAACUUCAAGAAACGCUAUGGAAUCAGCCUCAAGUAUAAAUCUACGCCAUUAAUGGACGUUCCAGAUAACGUCGCUCUCUCAAAGCAGUCGCCCUCGACCGCUGACGCGAUCGAUGCCAACCUAGCGGUUCUUCACCUACAAGCCUGGUUUAUGAACCAAGGCUAUGCAUCGCCUUUGUGGUCACCGGGUAACUCCUCAGAUUGCAAAUUUUAA
Messenger RNA from Ostertagia ostertagi, 1386 nucleotides. NCBI's taxonomy places the organism in Eukaryota, Metazoa, Nematoda, Chromadorea, Rhabditida, Trichostrongylidae. The record is from the annotation of a GenBank genome assembly.